AUGGUACAUGCUCCGCUUAAAAAUGCAAUAAGAGAAUCUCGCCACGUGGCAGUUCAUGGACUACCACGAACCAUCCCGGAUGAAGACCUACACAAAUUUUUUUCCAGAUUCGGACCGAUACAACAGUUGUUUCGGUCACCAGAAGACCUCGAAGGCGUCCUUUAUAUCACCUAUAUGGACACUCGUUCAGCUUCAGUUGCAUGCAAUAGCGAGAAACAAUUUAACAAAGAUACACCGUUUCGGAUUGAAUACUGUAAUCCAGAAACACUACCUAACAUGCAGUAA
Messenger RNA from Caenorhabditis briggsae, 285 nucleotides. The record is from RefSeq and is a predicted model, not a curated record. Bases 1 to 285 code for a protein of 94 amino acids. The transcript is spliced from 2 exons. Lineage: Eukaryota; Metazoa; Nematoda; Chromadorea; Rhabditida; Rhabditidae. Gene Ontology annotation, molecular function: RNA binding.